AAUUUGACGGUGCAAUGGGUGUUUGCGGAAACCCGAUAGCUCCGCCUUAACCUGGCCGGAGUCCCGUGUAACCGAGCGACAGCAGUCUAUGAACAGUGAAGCGGAAUAAGCAGCCAAGUUUUCUGGCGGUCAGAAGAAGAGUAGCGUCACAACGCUAUGGACAAAUUAAAGAAAGUGCUGAAUGGCCAGGAUGGCGGCGAUGACAGGAAUGUGCUCGAGGAGGCUGUGGAUGCAAGUUCCCUCAGCUGGGGUACACGUGUGAAAGGCUUCAUUGCAUGUUUUGCAAUUGGAGUUUUGUGCUCUAUACUGGGCGUCUGUUUGCUUUGGGUACCCAGAAGUGGAAUUGCAUUAUUUGCAAUAUUUUAUACCCUUGGAAAUCUCACAUCUGUUGCAAGUACCUUGUUCCUUAUGGGUCCUAUGAAACAGCUGAAAAGAAUGUUUGAACCAACACGUUUAAUAGCAACUAUAGUUAUGCUGCUGUGCCUUGGAUUAACCCUGUGCGCUGCUUUUUGGUGGAAAAACAAGGGUCUUGCCUUAAUUUUCUGUAUCCUGCAGUUUCUUGCAAUGACUUGGUACAGUCUUUCCUUCAUUCCAUUUGCCAGAGAUGCUGUGAAGAAAUGCUUUUCAGUUUGCCUUUCCUGAAAGCUGCUGUAACCAGAAGAGUUGUGAACGUAGUGUCCUUUGGUAUACUGCUUCAUUAACUGUUGUAUAAUUCUGUAAUCUGAACAAUGCUCACCUUAUUAUGUGCCUGUGGUUCUGGACCACCCAAAAUUUGGGGAACAAAAUGUGUUGUCAGUUCUUAAAGGAAAAAAGACAGAGUAAAAUUAUGUAGUGCCUAAAUGUCGCGGAAAGAAGACUUUUAUCCUCACGUUCCUGGGUCACAAAAACAACAAACCAAAAUUAUGUAGUGCCCAAGUGUUGUGGAAGAAAGCACAUUUUUAUCUCUCAUUCCUAAAUCCAGUGUACUGAUGGUCUAUUCUUUUGCAUACUUUGGAAAAUUCUUCACCUGAAAAUUUUGGCCAGAUAUCACUUCACACUGAUUAUCAUUUUAAAAAUGUGUGUCUGCUUUAAUAUGUCAUAUGUUUGCAUAUGGAGUUGAUAAACAUCCUUUAUGGGUUGAUGGUGACCGUGUAGUGCAUAUUGGAUCCAAACAGUGAUUUUUAAGUGUAGUCAUGGCAUGUACAAAAUAGACUCCUUGGGAAGAAAAGUACAACAAAUUGGCUGACUGGCUGUUUGGGUCUUGCUUAUUAGACAAGAAUUUUAAUGAAAUUUUGUUGAAUUCUGUUCUGAGCUACACAUAAAAAUAUAUUUCCAGGUGUUGCUGUUAAACUCCUUAAAGUUCAUUAAUUAGUAUUGAUAUGAAGUGAAAACAUUUCUGAGCUUGUGUCAGAAGGGAUAUUAAAAGCACAUUUUAUGGUGUUUUUGAAUAUGAAAGUUUACACAUUCAUCUGAACAGGAAAACGUGUAUUACAUUUGUCAGUACUGGAGGGAUGCUGCAGAUUUAUUUUUUCAUUGUUGUCCACCUGUAUUGCUUAUUGUUUAUGCACUGCAUGAGAAAAUUAAGGAUGACACUUGCUUUUCCAGCAA
Messenger RNA from Protopterus annectens (West African lungfish), 1587 nucleotides. It is a transcript of the gene SFT2D2, whose product is annotated as SFT2 domain containing 2. Gene Ontology annotation, cellular component: membrane. The transcript has 8 exons. Lineage: Eukaryota; Metazoa; Chordata; Ceratodontiformes; Protopteridae. Gene Ontology annotation, biological process: vesicle-mediated transport. The coding region runs from base 157 to 642 and encodes 161 amino acids. The record is from RefSeq and is a predicted model, not a curated record.